AUGUCGGCAAACGUGACCGGCGCAGCGAUAAAUGGAACACAGUCCAUGUCGACCUGCUUCAACCCCACAGCAGUAAGAAUUGGUUCCACCUUUGCUUACUGUCUGCUUUCUGUUGUGUCACUGGCUGGAAAUAGCCUCGUUGGAAUCAUCGUCUAUAGGACUAAAACUCUGAGAACACCAACCAACAUUUUGAUUGUAAACAUGGCCAUGUCGGAUCUGUUGUAUCCGAUUUUCUCCUUUACGAGGUGUUUGACAGAGAUAAACACGGCCAGCAACUGGCUGAUCAAUGGUGCCCUUGGGCAAGCGUUGUGUAAGCUGAGUGUUUUCGCUGCAGAUGUCUCAACUCUGGUGUCAGUUCAGAGCCUGGUGCUGCUAGCAGUGGAUCGAUUUGUAGCUGUGGUAUUUCCUCUUCGCAUCCUACUGAUCAGUUCAAAGCGGUGCCGGUACUUCAUUCCCGUCAUUUGGAUCGUCGCCCUGGCAGUCCAUUCUCUAUACUUGUUCGCCUUGAAAGUUGUCGAGUAUUCAGAGGGACUGGCGUGUGUCCGUGAUUGGCAUGGCGUAUUUGGAGAGUCCUUUUCGCCUGCAGGCUACUUUCUGGGCUUGACCAUUGUUGUCAUCUUCGUCCCUUUAGUUUCGAAUGCCGUACUUUACUUCGCCAUCGCCUUAAGAAUUAAAUCCCAGAAGAUUCCAGGCGAGCAAUCAGCAAACGCAAGAAAACAGCGUUUGAAGAGAAAGAGAAAUGUUCUGAAGCUGUCCAUUGCCGUCGUGUUAGUUUUUGCUGUAUGCUGGCUGCCAUUCAGUAUCAUGGUCCUCUUCCAUCUCUUUUCAUCAGANAUGCGAUGGCCCUUCACCAGCAGUUGA
This is a messenger RNA of Stylophora pistillata, 861 nucleotides long. RefSeq names its product QRFP-like peptide receptor. The record is from RefSeq and is a predicted model, not a curated record. NCBI's taxonomy places the organism in Eukaryota, Metazoa, Cnidaria, Anthozoa, Scleractinia, Pocilloporidae.